This is a messenger RNA of Uranotaenia lowii, 2817 nucleotides long. It is a transcript of the gene SCCRO3, whose product is annotated as DCN1-like protein 3. Gene Ontology annotation, molecular function: ubiquitin conjugating enzyme binding; ubiquitin-like protein binding; cullin family protein binding. The transcript has 4 exons. Bases 689 to 1666 code for a protein of 325 amino acids. The record is from RefSeq and is a predicted model, not a curated record. Gene Ontology annotation, biological process: protein neddylation; positive regulation of ubiquitin-protein transferase activity. Gene Ontology annotation, cellular component: ubiquitin ligase complex. Lineage: Eukaryota; Metazoa; Arthropoda; Insecta; Diptera; Culicidae.
CUGGCGCCUGUACCCUAACUCCCCAACAACCAACACACAGAGUGCUUUUCGUUUUGUUCACAGUCACGGAACGGGAACGAGUCGUGUCAAGUCAAGUAGAUUCGAGUCGAGUUGGUAAGAAGUGCUGCUGGCUGUUCCAUCCAUCAAACGAGAAGAAAUGUAGAAGAAGUGAAGUUAGUUACUUAAAAAUUCUAUUUCGUCUACGUUGCCGGAAGGAUGCUGAUACCGUAAAGUGAGAAACGAAAACGAAUCAAAACAAGUGCAAAAGAAUUACCUAAAAGCAGCUUCAUCUCGUGGAAAACGAGACUCAGAAAUAACUGUUUCUGCCUCAGUGCCAAUCCGAGCUUCUCGGGCUUGCAGAGGAAAAACCGGCAAGUUUGCGUAUGUGUGGUUGUACGUUUCUUACUUUUGGUGUGCCAACUCUAAUUAAAUGCUAGAAGUCAACACGAUUGGCCUCACGAUGUCCCCAACGAAUCGCUAAUGACCAAGGUCAUAUUCUGGAGCGACCCCACAAAAACCACCUUCUUCCAACGCUAGUUUGGUGGACAAUCUUUGGAACUAUGAGCUGCUGGAUGCGAUCAGCCAUUUCGAACAGUAAGAGAUAAUUACCUCCCGGCCGUUUCAUCUUGCCUGGAGUAGAGCUAGUGCGGUAGUUGUUGCCCCUCGCCCAAAACGCCAAAACCACAAAAUGGGAAGCUGCCUAACGUGCUUCAAAUCACCGCCAAACCCUACGGUUCCGCAGGUCGGAACGGCUGGUACCGUUCCAGGACCGGAAACCGUAGUCGACUCGGAAGUUGCCAUCAACGAAAACGACGAACUUUUGUCGGCGAGUCCGAUCCGCAUGACCUCGCUCGGUUCGGAACGGAAGAGUGGAAGCUUCAAGAAGACGAUCGGACUAUUGAACGGCAACAUCAGCGCCUUGCCCGAUGGGGCCAGCAAUUUGACAGCAGCCGGCAAAGACCUAGCAACGCAAAUCUCCGAUAACGAUCUGAACAAGCUGUUUGAGGAGUACAAGGACGGCCAAGAGGACGCGAUACUGUCGGAGGGCAUCGAAAGGCUGUGCUGUGAUCUAGGAUAUAAGCCAGACGAUUUUGCCAUCCUGGUGCUGGCCUGGCGCCUCGAUGCCUCCCAGAUGUGCCAGUUCACUCGAAGCGAGUUCAUUCAGGGGCUGCAGCAGAUGAACGCCGCCAGCAUCGAGGACAUCAAGCUUCGGCUCCGACAGAACGUCGAGAAGCUGAAAGCUGCCGAUUCGGAAGACUUUAAACAGCUGUACAGAUUCACGUUCCGGUUUGGGCUGGAACCGGGCCACCGGAUUCUGUCGCUGGACAUGGCGAUCAGCCUGUGGCGGUUGGUUUUUACCGUGCACACACCAGACAUUCUGCCCCGAUGGUUGAACUUCCUGGAGCAGCACCAAAACAUCCGGGGGGUUCCGAAGGACACCUGGAACAUGUUUCUGAAUUUUGUGGAAACCUGUGAUAUCACACAGUACGACGAUACGGAGGCGUGGCCAAGUUUAUUCGACGAUUUCGUCGAGUACGAACAGGAACGGAUUAAACAGGUCGAAGCAAAGGCGGCCGCUGCUCUGGAAGCCGCCGGUUCGGACACAGGAGGACCGGUGCUGGCCGUUGGUGGCGAAGACGAUAACAACAACGGUUACAACUCAUAGUAUUCUGCUGUAGUGCUCCGUUUUAAGCGAACACUUGGUUUACUAAUUUAUUAUCCUUCUUACGUGAGAGAAACCUACCACGGGACACUCCAGUAACCUUAUCUCUGUGGUUAUACGUUGUAACCUAGAAACGUGCGAAUUCUCUAAGAAGUACUGCGAACCCCGAUAUUCUUAAAUGUGCAUCCUGUAAUGUAAACUGUUAGUACUGCGUUCUGCAUGAUAACGAAUUUUUAAUCAUAAGAAUUUAAAUUUCGUUUUACACGCGCUCAUUUAUUAUACUAUUUCUCUUAAUAUACACACAACCACACACCCACACAUACAAAGUGAAAAACACUGAACAAUUAUCGGUGAGGAGAAAAUCUUUAUCGUUUCAUCCAAUGACAUAGUUGCGAAACUCCGGAACCCGUUCUUUGACCCCGACCUCACGAUCGCGACCCAAGUUUAGGCAAAACACAAAAGUAAAGAAAUUUUUCAUAUCAGAUGAACUGAUAGUAGUCAAAUAAAACAUGGAUUCAAAAGCGAAAUAUAACAAAACAAAAAACCAAACCUUUAUGUACAAGCUUUUUCGUUUUGGCUAGCGCAUAGUAUUUCCCAGUUUCUGCAAUGUUCGCGUCGUGGCAGCUGGUGAUCCGAAUAGUUUUAAUCCAUUAUCACCAGUGAGUGUGGAUCUUAACGCAUAAGGCAGCAACUCUGGUUACAAAUUGGCGUCUGACCAGUAGCAGAGCAGCAGCAGCAGACUUAAACUGUAAUAAACUAGGAUACCAGAUAGCAAAAACAAUUCAUUUUCAAAGCAGUUUUAGCUCAAUAUUGAACAAUGACUAUUGAAAAAAAUAAUAAAACUGUUGGCAAAAAAGCAGCGCCCUCUAGCCAGUGUUUCAAGUGACAUGUGUUAUAUAUAUAUUUCGAACGUGUGUGCGUAAGUAUUUAGAUGUUUUAGCUAAAGAGCUGUGCUUUCGGAACAUUUAUUGGAAUGGUGGAAAAAAAUUAUCAGUUGUAGUAGAGAAUGACGGAAUCGUUCGGAAAACAAAAAACAAAAAUCUAUAUAGGCUAAAUUUGAAUUAUUGAAACAAAAAAACACAACUAGUAAAGCUCUAUUUAAGAUAAACCUAGAAAAAUCUUAAAAAAAUAAAAAGUAUAAAAUUUUAAAAAUA